GUUCGUUUUGUUAUCAAUCAUGCUUAUCAUUUUACUGAUGCGUUCUAUGAUAGUUCAAUUUCACUGACGCGGCGUCAUCCUUUGCUAGUAGCCAAUCAAAAACCUUCCUUCACCUUUGGUUAUCAAUGACGUCAAGAGCCUUACUUUAAGUCCACUCAGUUUCACGAGAGAUCUCUCGGUGCGGAGACAAGAGGAAAACGAAUACAACAGCAAGGGAGAAUGGGGUGCACACCACUAAAGGCUUGCUUUAAUAACUUUUUCAGGCAUUUUACCUCCCACGUAUUCUCCUGAAUCUCGCGUUGAGUUUAAUUUGUUGUGGACAUUGCGAAUUAUCACGUGAUCUAAACAUUCAGCUUGAUCUGCGAAGCACAGUGACAGAACGAUUCUCUCAUUCAGAAUGGUAUCCUCGGGAAAUGCUAAAGGCGCAUCCACUCCUGGGCACAUCAUCGACGGCCCAGAAAAAUCCAGAAAUCUCUCCUUUUGGGAAAGUUCUCCGGAGCAAGACGUUCGUGGACCGGACUCUCCUCAUCAAAUACGUCAUCGAAAAGGUAUACCCUCCCUACUGUACAUCACUGCUCCCCGGAAGUUCGGCAAGACAACCAACUUACACAUGCUGAACUCGUUCUUCAACCCUAGUCUCAUCCCCAACCCCCACCAAAAGCCGGCGGGAGAAAAAUUCCACCCCUCGUUCUCAACGCCCCCCAGCGGCAGGCAACUGAAAAUCACGCAAGAAGUCGCAGUCGUCGCCGCACACAUGCUGGAGCACCCGGUGAUCUUUCUCGACUUCAAAAAAUUACUCGUUACGGACGUCCGAUCGUUCAAAAACUCCUUCAAUCGGGUAGUUCUGCAACCCGCUUACAGAGCACACGAUUAUCUGCGGAACUCGACAAUGCUGUCUGCCGACGAGCGAAACACCGUCGAGAGGUUCCUAACGUCCACCGUUUCUGAAUCGGCCACCAUCGAAGGGGGUCGUACUCUACUGCACCUGCUCCACAAGCACUUCAACAAAACCGUUCUGGUGCUGAUUGACAAUUUCGACAAACCAGUCCAGGCGAUGAUCACGGAUCCUGUGGUCAGCGCCGUGAAGAUCCAAAUGAUAGUGGAAUACAUCCACGAAUUCCUGAGUCGUUUGCUCCGCCUUGAACUGAUAAUACAGAUCGACAGAGAUCCUCCUCCGCUUUUCUCAGCAGUGAUGACGGGAAGCUCUGAGCUUGCGUCGAUUCUUUGCCCUAAGCUCGGGGUCGAGCUUGUAACUUUCAACGAAGACGAGAUCGCUGAGUAUUACACAUUAUCCCAAGCCGAGGUGGAUACACUGGGCGCCCUUUUCGGCGCUACACCUAACGAGACGGAGUCCUUACGGCAAUGGUACGGAGGCUAUCGCGUCUUGGACGCAAGUCCUAGGGUGUACGGAAUUUACCCUAUUGUAUCUUACUUCAAGCGAGAUAAGCCUGGGAAAUUCAAACCGUACUGGGUGAGAUCCGGGACCCUGGGUAUCCUCCGCUCGCUCUUCAACUACGAAUACCUCGGGAAAAGAAUCCAUUCCUGUGUCUCGGAGGGGAGCACGGCAUUUAUAAGAUCAUCAACGCUCACGCUUCGAGACGUAAUGGUGAUGAAAGAAGUGUUCGAUGCCGAGCUUUUAGGGGACAGACGGUACGGACCAGACGAGUUCGAGAAGAAGAUCGAUGCCGUUCUCAGAUUCUUGCUGGACGAGGGGUACUUCACAACUUUGCGGCAAUUUACGACUUUAAAUCGGACUUCGGUUACAAUAAGUAUCCCAAACUUGGAGAUUCGGUCGGAGCUUCUAUCGGUUCUGUACCGAGCGGCUUACAUUAAAACCGAGAUCGAGAGGCCUACGUUUCUGGAGAUCGGUACGAAUAUCACUUCCGCGCUGGCUGCUGUGAACGAGGCUAACGUUGACGCUAAUCUCCGAUGGUUUUUGGAGAGUUUUACUUCGCUCCUGGAUCGGAGCGACCUACAACCCACCGACGAACUGGAGAUGGCGAUCAUCUUGGGGUCGGUGCUCUAUCUCCGCGAUCCUGACUACAAGACGGUCGAGUUAUUCCGCGAAAAAUAUGAAUACCUGCCGCAGGAGCAUGUUGACGCUCUCAUGGUUGUGAAAGGUCCUGGCCUGAAUCGGAUCGGGUAUGUCAUGGGGAUGAAAUUUAAGUGGAAGUCAGCGGCUGAGGCUCUGCAAGAGACAGUGUCUCAUAGGUAUUCGAAGGUGUUCCAAAAUGAGAAAUUCAGAGGAGAUUUUAAGGAGGACGUGAAUGUUUUCGUUUUGAUAGGGUUGCGCUGUACGGUAACGGAAUGCCGCCUUCAAUAUAAUUACAAUUGUGAUGAUGUGAAUAAACGGUCACAAGUUAUUACUGUUGUUAGACGUGGGGAUGUGGUGCCAAAAUUUGAUGUCCAGCUGGAUAUUGAUUGAAAACCGUUAGGAAAAAAUCGAUCGAGCAGGUCAAAAUGAUGAAGUCAUUUGGGAGAAGUACUUACUGAGGAAGGGAGGAUUUUCACUUUAAAAUAUCGACUUUCAUUUAAAAAAAGAAAGAAACAUGGCCCUGGGACACUGGUAAACGAAUCUGCAUUGAUAGAACACCUCCAGUUGGCAAAAGUAAAAGAAAAAAUUCUGAAAAUCGUUCACUGAGGUAACCACACAGAAACAAGAAACAAGUAGAAAGAUUCAACUAGGUCUGGGGAAGUCUAUCAGCGUAAUAUCAUAUUGUGAAUUGGCCAAUUCUCCUUGAAGAUACCAGUAUGAUAUCAGUGCGCUAUAUCAUGCUAAUAUCACAGUGAUUUCUUAAUGAUAUCAGGCUAGUUUUAUAUAUAUAAAACAUUGUCAUACUGAUAUUGUGUUGAGCCAGCAUGAUAUCAUAUUACUUUGACAUGAUAUCAUACUGAUGUAGACACUAACUGUAACGAUAUGAAAAUUGUGUCAUUAAAAGAUCAAAUUAAUGGCUAAGGUGCGAA
This is a messenger RNA of Bemisia tabaci, 2964 nucleotides long. RefSeq lists its product as uncharacterized. The record is from RefSeq and is a predicted model, not a curated record. NCBI's taxonomy places the organism in Eukaryota, Metazoa, Arthropoda, Insecta, Hemiptera, Aleyrodidae.